Messenger RNA from Histoplasma capsulatum G186AR, 4251 nucleotides. RefSeq names its product ABC a-pheromone efflux pump AtrD. The record is from RefSeq and is a predicted model, not a curated record. The transcript is spliced from 7 exons. Gene Ontology annotation, cellular component: membrane. Gene Ontology annotation, molecular function: ABC-type oligopeptide transporter activity; ATP binding; ATP hydrolysis activity. Bases 1 to 4251 code for a protein of 1416 amino acids. Gene Ontology annotation, biological process: transmembrane transport. NCBI's taxonomy places the organism in Eukaryota, Fungi, Ascomycota, Eurotiomycetes, Onygenales, Ajellomycetaceae.
AUGCCCUUGUCUUCUUUUUCCUUCACCCCCUUGGGAAGCAUGGAGCUUGCUGAGAAUUCCCACAACUCUAUGUCGACCAGUAUGCCUACACGAAAUGCAAGUUGGGCAUCAUUAUUCUUUUUCACCUCAAGAAAACAUGCUGUUUCUCUCAUUUUCGGAUCUCUGUUCACUAUAGGGGCCGGUGUCCUUGUUCCAAUGUUGGCUGUGCUGCUUGGGAAGAUAUUUGGAGCCUUUUCAGGAUUCGGGGAGGGCUCUCUAACCUCAGAUCAAUUGAUACAUACCAUAUCUGCUCAUUGCGUGUAUUUAUUGGGUCUCGGAAUUAUCAUUUGGCUGCUGCAAGCCGGUCACUUUACAUUCUGGAUGGCUUUUGGAGAACUCCAAGCAAAAAACGCGCGAGAGAAAUCCUUCGUGGAGUUGCUCAAGAAGGAUAUAUCUUGGUUUGAAAUGAAACAGGACGGAGUUUUAGCUCUUUUACCGCGUCUCCAAACACAGAUCCGAGAUCUUCAAUUGGCGACGUCACAACCACUAGGUUGUGUUUUACAGAGGGUAGUUACGUUUGUCACUGCGCUGAUUUUGGCCCUUUACACCUCCUGGAAGCUUACCCUGGUUUCGUUGGCCUCCGUACCUAUCUGCGCGAUAGUAGUGGUUGUUAUUUCGAGGAAAAUUCAACCGAGCAUACAAGCCUAUGAAGCUGAAUUGACGCGCACAUCAAAAUUGGUCAGCAGCAGCUUCUCCUGCAUCGACGCGGUUAAGUAUUUCAAUGGUCAAAACUUCGAAGCCCAACAAUAUUCCCUAGGCAUCUUGGCCGCGACGCGCUGGUAUAGAAACGAAGCGCUCGGCCAAGCACUCCAAAUUGGCUGCGUGAGACUGAUGAUAUUUGGAAUGUUCGUACAGGGUUUCUGGUACGGUAUCUCUCUCGUUGAAGCAGGCCAGUUGAAUCCCGGAGACGUUGUGACAGCCUUCUGGGCAUGCCUCUUAUCUACACAUGCAAUUGAAGAUGUGUUGCCUCACAUUAUUGUGCUUGAAAAAGGGCGUGCCUCAAGUUCUGCGUUACAACAACUCAUAAAGAAAAAAACAAACUGUUGCGACGAAACGGAUGAUACAGCCCAGACACUAUCCCCCACGUUUUGUGAAGGGGAUAUACGCGUCAAAAAUGUUACUUUCUCUUAUCCAUUUCGUCCUGAUUGCUACGUAUUAAAGGAUUCAUCGUUCUUUUUCCCGGCGGGCGAUGUGACGUUUGUUGUUGGGAGAAGUGGUUCGGGGAAAAGCACACUUGCUAAUCUCCUCAUGCGAUUCUAUACACCCACAAGCGGAGCUAUCUUCAUUGACGGCACCCCGCUUGAAAACUUGAAUAUUGACUGGAUCCGGAAUAACAUCACUCUAGUACAGCAACAGAGCUUUCUUUUUAACGAGACUGUGUUUACAAACAUCGCUUUUGGUUCAAGAGACUAUCAUAGUAUCACUGAAGACAAAAUUCUCAAUUGUCUCCGGUUCGCCUGCCUCGACGAAACGGUCCGCAAUCUGCCAGAUGGCCUGGACACGAUGGUGGGCGCUGGUGGGAGUGCAUUCAGUGGCGGCCAACGCCAAAGAGUUGCGAUUGCUCGUGCAAGAUUGAGAGAUACCCCUAUUCUGAUCCUCGACGAAUCCACAAGCGCGUUGGAUUUCACCAGCCGAUCUUCUGUGAUGGAUGCCAUUCGAGUCUGGCGAAAAGGUAAAACAACUAUUGUAAUUACACAUGAUAUGUCCCAGAUCAACGAUCAAGACUUCAUGUACGUGUUACAUCAGGGGCAAGUCGUUCGCAGAGGGUAUAAACACGCGUUGGAGCAACAGGCAAAAGAAACAUUUGGUUCAGCCCUGACGGAAAUGUUUGACCUACAAAAUGGACGAUCUCUCCAUAGUACGGGACACUCGACUGUGUCAGGGUCUAGGAGAAGCAAAUUUAAAAAGACCAGCAAACCUCUUCCUCCUAUACCCAAUCAAGAAUUAAACCGGACUUUUCAGACCAUCUCAUUGUCUCCUAUAACCCCCAAUUUUCAACACACUCUGUCGUUCCAGUCAAUGAUCCACACGGAACACGCAAUUCAGCCGUUAGCCUCCCCUAGCGGACAAAUUCUUCCACAUACCCAAAUGCCGUCAAUCAUUGAAAACAUUGAACUUGACGGAAUUUCUCGCGAGAACGAAACCCAGCCCAACCUAAGUCUCAUGCCGACGUUAACGUGUUCUUCAGUCGCGGCUUCCAGGGACUUCGCCUUUGGAGAUGGUAAAUCGCCCAAUGAACCAAGAGAUGGUGGCAUCUCCAACGAGAACACGGAACCAAACCAUUCAUCCAUUUGGGAAAUUCUGCACACUGUUAUCCCGUGUUUAACAAUAUCCUGCAGGUUUUUCCUUCUAGCUGGAUUUGUAGCUGCACUUGUCCAUGCUGCUGCCACGCCAACAUUCGCAUAUCUGUUUGCGCAGCUCCUGGGUGUAUUCUUCCAUUCAGGGGAUCGCGCGCACAUGGCUAUCAAAUGGUCCGUUGCAAUCAUCGGCGUAUCCGUCGCCAAUGGAGUUGCGUCGUUCGUGAUGCAUUUUCUCCUUGAAUACUGCGGACAGGCCUGGGUUAACUCCCUCAGGAAUGAGGCUGUGGGACGUAUCCUCUCCCAGCCGAAGGAGUGGUUUGAGAAGGAGGACAAUAAAACGUCCAAUUUGACUAUGUGUCUGGAUCGUAACGCAGAGGAAAUGAGAAACUUGGUUGGACGGUUCGCAGGAUUCAUAUUUGUUGCGACUGUGAUAAUGGUUAUAUGUAUUAUUUGGGGAAUUGUGGUGUGCUGGAAAUUAACUCUGGUUGGGUUUGCCUGUGCGCCAAUUGUUUAUUCUAUGACGAGGGCCUUCGAGCGCGUGAGCAGUAAGUGGGAGAAAAAGUGCAAUGAUGUUGGUGAAGUGGUUGGAGAUAUAUUUUCGGAAACCUUCCUCAAUAUCAAAACCGUCCGCGCAUUGACACUCGAGUCUCAUUUUCACAGGAAGUUAGAUGGAGUUGUUGUGAAGGCACUUAGAUUGGGCUUAAAGAAGGCCUGCUAUUCAGGCUUUCUCUUUGGAUUGUCCAAUUCCUCGAUCAUUUUUGUUUACACGUUAGUGUUCUAUUACGGAGCAGUUCUUGCAUCUUCGCUCGGAUAUUCGACCAAGGAUAUCCUCACAGUCUUUUCGCUCCUCCUCUUCAGCUUGUCGAACGUUAAUGCCGCACUGGAAUUUGUACCACAAAUCAGCUCAUCUCGAGACACUGCAUGUCGAGUAUUGCGUUUAACUACACUCCCAAAAGGGUUUUCGCAUGAGGAUGAGGGCAAACUGGAAAUAUCCCAUCCAACGCCCUUAAAAUUCACAAACGUGAAUUUCAGCUACCCAUCCCGCCCCAAGAAGCUUGUCCUUCGAAACCUAAACUUAACACUGACGGAAAAUUCCUGUACCGCAAUUGUUGGUCCUUCCGGCUGCGGGAAGUCGACCCUAGCCUCCCUCCUCACUGCUUUAUACCCGGUAACAUCAUCUCAAAUCGGUGGCGCCAGUAUGUUAUCCGUCGGGGGCAAUGACAUCCAGAAAAUCCACACCCCUACCCUACGCUCUCUAAUCUCCAUCGUCCCCCAACAGCCCACCCUCUUUCCGUCCUCGGUCAAAGAAAACAUCAGCUACGGACUUGACCCUUCAUCCCCUCUCAACACGAUCCACAACAUCCGCUCUGCCGCGCAGGCUGCGGGGAUCGAUGAAUUCAUCACUUCCCUCCCAGAAGGCUACGACACGAUAAUUGGCGACGGAGGUUUGUCCGUAUCCGGCGGCCAGGCGCAGCGUGUAGUCAUCGCGCGUGCACUCGCGCGGAAACCGCGUAUGCUCAUUUUGGACGAGGCCACUUCGAACCUUGACGUGCACAGCGCAGAGCAGAUUCGUCGCACAGUUAAGGAUUUGUUGAUGGGAAAUGGCGGGCAGCUGCUGACUGUGGUAAUCAUCACGCAUGCGGUGGAGAUGAUGGAGAUUGCGGAUAGGGUUGUUGUGGUUGAUAAGGGUUGUGUUGUUGAGGAAGGCCCCUUUUUAGAGUUAAUGGGGAAGGCGGGAGGAGAGUUAAGGAGACCUCUCCCAAACGAGUCUCAUGCACUUCUCACCCUGUCACCAUGCGGCCGUUUAAGCGCCCACCGUUUCCCCCUCUACACCCGCGCGCUGGAAGACCGAAUUGUGGUAAUGAUAUAUAGCCCGUCCGCAGUGCAACAACCUAGCAGUGGUCUAGUCUGA